Cryptomeria japonica (Japanese cedar) is the source of this 3277-nucleotide messenger RNA. Its product is annotated as zinc finger CCCH domain-containing protein 30. The transcript has 2 exons. Gene Ontology annotation, molecular function: protein binding; metal ion binding. Lineage: Eukaryota; Viridiplantae; Streptophyta; Pinopsida; Cupressales; Cupressaceae. The record is from RefSeq and is a predicted model, not a curated record. Bases 377 to 2770 code for a protein of 797 amino acids.
UGCUUUCUUUUUUGUAAAGUUUUACCGUGUUAGCAUGUUUUUAAUCGCUUGUGUUUAUUUACGGAAUUCCUGGUUUUGUUAGUAAUAAUCAGUCUUGCCGGAGCUAAGUAUUAGUAUCGGUUGGCUCAGAUGGUUGUUUGAGUUCUGUUUGUAGACUAUCAGGAAAUAUAAGUGAAAAAAAAAAAAUGCAGUUUUGUAGUGUUUGGAAUUCAGCUGCUUUUGUAUGAUCAUCUACGCUGGGGUUUAGUAUGUGCUCGGCUGGUAGAGCGCUAUUAGCUUUCGGAGCAGAUACUGUAAUUGACUGUUGAUCAUAGACCGUGCCAAGUGAUUUUUACAUGCUAUUUAAUAGCUCAAAAAAGACAUAUUUUAGAAAAGUAUGUGUGGAGGUCCAGAGCAUCCAGAGCCUUGUAGUGUAUGUGGUACGGGAACAACUGGUGUUCCAGACAAAGAUAACAAUAAUGUGAGGGUUAAUAAGCUAAAGGAUGUUGGAGGUGUUUAUUCAAGUCUGCUUGAGUCAGCCGCGAACAAUGACCUGAUAAGUCUUGAGCAAAUACUGAAAGAAGACGUGUUGAAAAUUAAUGAAGCUAGUUUUUGGUAUGGUAGGAAGCAUGGUUUCAAUCAGAUGGCCCUGGAGCAAAGGACCCCUGUGAUGAUUGCUGCUCUUUUUGGUAGUCUAGAUGUUCUAAAUUACAUACUUACUAUCUACUCUACAUAUGGGUUUGACAUCAAUCAUAAAUGUGGUUCAGACAACAGCACAGCUUUACAUUGUGCUGCUGCAGGAGGGGCAUGCUAUGCCAUUGAAACUGUUAAGUUGCUGAUACAGUCAGGUGCAGAUAUCAAUAGUUUGGAUGCCCUUGGAAGACGGCCUGCUGAUUUGAUCAUGUUUUCUCCAAAAUUACCACACGGCAGAUCUGUUCUGAAAGAAAUGUUGAAUGCUAAUGCUGAUAUAGAACUCAAUUCUUUCACUUUGCCUAAUGUUGCCAACAAUGUUUCAAAGGCUACAUUCUGCUUUUCUGAAUUUGUACACGAGGAUGCCAUUAAAUCACAUGGAGGAGACUCUAGUAGAUCAGGGUCUGCAUCUCCACUUUCUUCACCUCCACGGUCAUCAUCUCCGGAACUGUCUUAUACCCCUUGUCCAUCAACAUCCCCAAAUUUUAUAGAGUUAUCCAAGACUUUCUGUGUUAACAGUGAAAAGAAGGAAUAUCCAAUUGAUCCCUCUCUUCCUGACAUAAAAAACAGCAUUUAUAGUACAGAUGAGUUCCGAAUGUUUUGCUUCAAGGUGCGCCCUUGCUCCAGAGCUUAUUCUCAUGAUUGGACGGAAUGCCCAUUUGUGCAUCCUGGUGAAAAUGCCCGAAGACGCGACCCAAGACGGUUUCACUACAGUUGUGUACCCUGCCCAGAUUUUCGGAAGGGAGAUUGUGGACGAGGUGAUGCCUGUGAAUAUGCGCAUGGUGUCUUUGAGAGCUGGUUGCAUCCUGCUCAAUAUCGUACAAGGUUAUGCAAAGAUGGAACAAGUUGUGCACGAAGAGUGUGCUUUUUUGCUCACAAACCUGAGGAGCUCCGGCCCUUGUAUGUCUCUACUGGUUCAGCAGUGUCUUCACCGAGGACUUCAGCUCCUAUAGACAUGGCAACUGUAAUGGCUCCUCUUGUUCCUGGAUCUCCAUCUUCUGUCUUAAUGAUGCCUUCAUUCUCUCCUUCAAAUUCACCACAGACCAAUUUGUUCACUCCUCCAAUGUCGCCUUCAUCUCCAUCUGCGAGUAAAGCUUGUCAUUCAUCUCUGGGUGUGUGGUCACAGUCUAAUUUGCCAACAUUGCACCUUCCUUCUGGGGGAUGUCAAACUAGCCGCCUUCGUGCAGCACUAAGUGCCAGAGACCUUCCUUUGGAUGAUCAGACAGGAGGUCUAGAAAAUGAUGGCCAAAUAGCUAAUGAGGCUCUCUCAAAUCAUGUUAGGAUGAAUGCUGCUGUAAGUGCUUUAUCUGGGGAAGGGAGCAGGUCUCUAAGAUCUGGAAAAUACAGGGGUCACUUUCUUAAUUCUGCUUCAUCAAAAAAUCUUGAUGAUCUGUUUGCUUAUGAGAUAUCUUUGCCAGGAGUUGCAGAUGUGGAGCCUUCUGUUGUUCAACAUACCAGCAACCAGGUUCAGUCUAAUAAAACAAUGCAAGGGCAUCUUCAACUUCAAAAUCAGAAGCAGUUGUCAAUUGGUACACAGACACUUCCUCGGGUGACAACACAAAUGCACCAAGUGGCAGCAGAUCCUCAGAGCCCACGGCAUUCAUUUUUGCAAACGUCUAUGCUUUCAUCUACAUAUGGUUUGUCGUCCCUUGGUCGCAUGCCAUCAAUUAAUGGAGAUCUAGAGGGUGAGAAAUUCAGAGGGUCUCCUUUAUCUCCAGUUAUGUCAUCUAAUAUCAAUUCAAGAUCUGCCUCAUUUUCAAACAGGGAGAGAUCUAACUAUGGGCACACUGACUUAGGGGCCCAUUUAGUUUCUAGUGGUUCUUCAGACUGGGCCUCACCAAAUGGUAAACUGGACUGGGGAGUUCAUGGUGAAGAACUCAGCAAAUUUAGAAAGUCAGCUUCAUUUGGCUAUCGAAACUCUAAUGAACUAGAUUCAUCUUGGAAUCAAUUUCUGGUCAAGGAUUCACUGACAAAUGGCGGGCAUGAUAACAACCAGAGUUAUUCAAUGGAGACAUCAAACAAUGGCACAACGAAAGACACUCAACACGCAGUUCUGGCAUCCUGGAUUGACCAGAUGCAUUUGGAUCAGAAGGUAUCUUGAAAUUGCAGUAUAUUGGAGUAGGGAUUUUUUUGCAUAAUGGCCGCGGUUAUCUCUUUAUUUUUUGUAUUUUUAUAAAUUGUUUGUAACAAACUGUUCACUGUAGACCAUAACUGGUCUUCCACCAACUUUUGAGCCUUUUACAGGAACUGUAAAGUGCUCAAGGCUAAGGAAUCUAUGUGUAUUGCAGUAUCCGUAGAUUGGUUAGUGCUAGGCUGGAGUUCAAUGAAAGAUUAUAUGAGCAUCACAUGAAAUGAGUUGCUUUUUGAUGUGCUUAACGUUUAGAUCUGUUAGAAAGGCCAUGUACUGGGCUGAUUUUUGGAAACUGAUGAUUCUAUUUUGGGGGAAAACAGAGGAGGAGACCAUUCUGUCUAAAAGUUGUCCGCUAUAGCAAGACUCGAGGUUUCAGUUUCAAAGAAUCAAAGACAAACACAAUGUAGAUUCUCUUUAUUAGAGUUGUAAAGUUUAAAACUUAAAAGAACCAUAUAUUGACAUGCACUGCUUUUGCUU